GGUUGGGAGGAUUGCUCAAACAAACUCAUGUAAGGCUGAGUUCAGGAACCUCAGUGGCAUCCUUUAGCACUACUGUCCCUCGCUCUUAUGCGUCUUGACUAUUGUUGGAGACCCUCUCAUCCUUUCCGGAAGCGAAAACACACAUAAUAUUACUAUGGACAGGCUCAUACAAUCGGCUCUCGCAGCUCUCGCACUUGCGACGCUUGUACACUUGGCUCAGGUCAUAGCACGGGCGUAUAACAGCGAUCUCCGUCGCAUUCCAGGCCCGGUACUGAACAGGUUCACCACGCUUCCGCUGAAGCUUCGAGUCUUGUCUGGGAGACGGACACAUUAUAUUCAUGCACUCCACAAGAUCUAUGGCCCAGUCGUGCGGAUAGCGCCCUUCGAGGUCUCUUUUUCCGAUAUGAGGGCUCAUCGUGAGAUCCAUAAGGUUGGGACGCAGUUUAUCAAAGCUCCAUGGUACCAGAACCAGAUGCCAGGCCAGCAUUCAGACGAGCUUACCGGCGUGUUCGGUGUUCGAGACCCGAAAAAGGCGAUUGCACGGAGGAAGCUCUUCCAGAUGGCAGGUUCAUUGACCACGGUCCUCGAAUGGGAGCCGUUGAUCGUCGACAUAAUCAAGCAGACUGUGCAAGAGAUCAAGCAAGAAGGCCGUCAAGGAGUUGUUGACCUUAUGAAGUGGUGGCAACUGAUGGCAGCGGACGUCGUGGGCACACUGGCCUUCGGCGAGCCUUUUCGGCUUGUCGAAAAGGGUCAGAAAUCGGAGUUCAUAGAGAACGUUGAGGCAAGCACGCUGUACGUGGGGCUGAGGUUGGAGCUGCCCUGGAUUAUGAAUGCUUUUCAAUAUAUUCCGCUACCUCCAGUAGGUCGUCCGGCGGAUAUGCUCAAGCGAUAUGUCUCGAACGGGCAGAAGGCCGUGCAGAAUUCGAAAGCCGCAGCGAAGGGCGGUAUCAAGACACUUUUCUCGAAGAUGGUGCCCGAGGAAGGUGAAGCACCGCUGCCGGACUUUCUCGUAGCUAUAGAGAGCGCAAACGUGAUUGUAGCUGGGACGGACACAACUGCAACGUUGCUAACCUGGCUUGUCUACGCUGUACUGAAGAACCCCAGCGUCAAGCGAAGACUGCUCGACGAGUUAGAUUCCUGUCCUCAAGCUCCAGACUGGGAGAUUCUCCAAGCGCAAACAUAUAUGCAGAAUGUCAUUGCGGAGACACUCCGUUGGAUGCCACCUAUUCCUGGGCCGCUAUUCCGUCAAACGCCCGCAGGCGGCGCAGUCCUGGCUGGUUACGCUAUUCCGGGCGAGACAGUCGUGGAAACGCAGGCUUAUACAAUGCACCACAACCCCGAUGUUUGGGAGGAUCCAGAUAACUUUAACCCUGAUCGAUGGAACCAUGUCACCCAGGAAAUGAAGGAUUCGUUCUUCCCAUUUGGCGGCAAUGCAAGGACCUGUGUUGGCCAGAACAUUGCUCGACUAGAAAUCGUCCACGCGGUCUCGACCUUCUUCCGCGAGUGCCCAGACGCCAAACUUGCAGACUCGGUGACGUCGGAGAGCAUGGACUUCAUCGACUACUUCGCGAUCAAGCCUGUAGGUGGGAAGCUGGAGAUUGACUUAACGUAGAACAAGUCUCGGAAGAUGGAAGUGGUCGUAUCCACUAUACUCUUGAUGCAGGUAUUGUUAAGCGUCUCAAGGUCCAUAGCUCCGCGCUACACCGAUACAGAUAAAGGCCGAGAUUUCAGCGAGAGUU
Baudoinia panamericana UAMH 10762 is the source of this 1739-nucleotide messenger RNA. RefSeq lists its product as uncharacterized. Gene Ontology annotation, molecular function: iron ion binding; monooxygenase activity; heme binding. The record is from RefSeq and is a predicted model, not a curated record. Bases 155 to 1612 code for a protein of 485 amino acids. Lineage: Eukaryota; Fungi; Ascomycota; Dothideomycetes; Mycosphaerellales; Teratosphaeriaceae. The transcript has 9 exons.